This is a messenger RNA of Phodopus roborovskii (desert hamster), 6075 nucleotides long. RefSeq names its product PR/SET domain 2 (gene Prdm2). Bases 211 to 5007 code for a protein of 1598 amino acids. NCBI's taxonomy places the organism in Eukaryota, Metazoa, Chordata, Mammalia, Rodentia, Cricetidae. Gene Ontology annotation, cellular component: nucleus. The record is from RefSeq and is a predicted model, not a curated record. The transcript is spliced from 7 exons. Gene Ontology annotation, biological process: regulation of transcription by RNA polymerase II. Gene Ontology annotation, molecular function: DNA-binding transcription factor activity, RNA polymerase II-specific; RNA polymerase II transcription regulatory region sequence-specific DNA binding; histone methyltransferase activity.
AGCACCGAGUCUGUGGUCGCCACUGAGACUCUGGCCGAGGUACCUGAACAUGUGCUGCGUGGACUUCCAGAGGAAGUGAGACUUUUACCAUCUGCGGUUGACAGGACCCGGAUUGGUGUCUGGGCCACUAAACCAAUUUUAAAAGGGAAAAAGUUUGGGCCAUUUGUUGGUGACAAGAAGAAACGAUCUCAGGUUAGGAAUAAUGUGUACAUGUGGGAGGUGUACUACCCAAAUUUGGGGUGGAUGUGCAUUGAUGCCACCGAUCCAGAGAAGGGCAACUGGCUGCGCUAUGUGAACUGGGCUUGCUCUGGUGAAGAGCAGAAUUUAUUUCCGCUGGAAAUCAACAGAGCCAUUUACUAUAAAACCUUAAAGCCAAUCGCGCCUGGCGAGGAGCUCCUGGUCUGGUACAAUGGGGAAGACAACCCCGAGAUAGCAGCUGCGAUUGAGGAAGAGCGAGCCAGCGCCCGGAGCAAGCGGAGCUCUCCGAAGAGCCGCAGAGGGAAGAAGAAAUCCCAAGAGAAUAAAAACAAAGGCAUCAGAACCCAGGCCACACAGCUGAAGGCAGGUGACCCAGACUCUUCCUUUGCAAACAUGAGAGGCUCUGCAGAAGGUCCUAAGGAAGAAGACGAGAGGCCUUUGGCUUCUGCACCUGAGCAACCAGCCCUUCUCCCUGAGGUGACCAGCCAGGAUGCGGUUCCACAGGUGGCCAUCCCUCUCCCUGCCUGUGAGCCACAGCCAGAGCCAGAUGGAAAGCAAGAAGUCACAGACUGUGAGAUCAACGAUCUGGAGGAAGAGGAGGAGGAGGAUGAGGAGGAGGAGCUGGAAGAGGAAGAGGAGGAGGAACUGGAAGAAGAUGGGGAGGAAGAGGCUGACACGCUGAAUGAAAGAUGUGUGAACGAGCCAGAGAUACGGUGUGAAGAGAAGCCAGAGGACUUACUGGAAGAACCACAGGACAUUUCAAAUGAAACAUGUGAAGACUCUCCAGACGCAGCCCCUCUUCUCCACAUCCCCAGAACUAGAGAGGAGGCCAACGGCGAUGUGUUUGAAACGUUUAUGUUUCCAUGUCAGCAUUGUGAAAGAAAAUUUGCAACCAAGCAGGGGCUUGAACGUCACAUGCAUAUCCACAUGUCUACAAUCAACCAUGCUUUUAAGUGCAAGUACUGUGGGAAAGCGUUCGGCACGCAGAUUAACAGGAGGCGGCAUGAACGUCGCCACGAAGCAGGGUUAAAGAGAAGACCCAGUGUGACACUACAGCCCUCCGAGGACCUAGAUGAUGGCAAGGUGGAAAAUGUCACUUCUAAAGAUGAGUCAGGUUCGCCUCAAGUUGGGCAAGACUGUCUGAUACUCAACUCAGAGAAAACCUCCCAGGAAAUAAUAAAUUCAUCUUUCGUGGAAGAGAAUGGUGAAGUUAAAGAACUUCACCCAUGCAAAUACUGCAAAAAGGUAUUUGGAACUCACACCAAUAUGAGACGACAUCAGCGCAGAGUUCACGAACGCCACCUGAUUCCCAAAGGUGUCCGUCGAAAAGGAGGAUUCCUGGAAGAGCCGCAGCCACCAGCAGAGCAGGCUGCGCCCUCCCAGAAUGUCUAUGUUCCAAGCACAGAGCCAGAAGAGGAAGGGGAAGCUGAUGAUGUUUACAUCAUGGACAUUUCAAGCAACAUCUCUGAAAAUCUAAAUUACUAUAUUGAUGGUAAGAUUCAAACCAACAACAGCACUAGUAAUUGUGACGUGAUUGAGAUGGAGUCUAAUUCUGCACACUUGUAUGGCAUAGAUUGUCUGCUCGCUCCAGUGACUGUGGAAAUUACUCAAAAUAUAAAGAACACCCAGGUCUCUGUAACAGAUGACCUUCCUAAAGAGUCUCCCAGUAGCACAAAUUGUGAGUCCAAGAAACGGAGAACUGCCAGUCCACCUGUGCUCCCCAAAAUUAAAGCUGAGACAGAUUCUGACCCCACAGCACCCUCAUGUUCCUUAAGUUUGCCUCUGAGCAUAUCAACAACAGAGGUGGUGUCCUUCCAUAAAGAGAAGGGUGUCUAUUUGUCUUCAAAGCUCAAGCAGCUUCUUCAGACCCAGGACAAACUGACUCCUCCUGUGGGGAUUUCAGCAGCUGAGAUUCCUAAGUUAGGUCCUGUGUGUGUAUCUGCCCCUGCAUCCAUGUUACCUGUGACCUCAAGCAGGUUUAAGAGGCGCACCAGCUCUCCACCCAGUUCCCCACAGCACAGCCCUUCCCUUCGAGACUUUGGGAAAGCAAGUGAUGGGAAAGCAGCAUGGACAGAUGCAGUUCUGACUUCCAAGAAACCCAAAUUAGAAAAUCGGAGUGACUCACCCGCAUGGAGUCUAUCUGGGAGAGAUGAGAGAGAAACUGGAAGCCCUCCCUGCUUUGACGAAUACAAAAUAACAAAAGAACGGGCGGCCACGUCUACUUUCAGCAGCGUGUGCAACCAGCAGCCAUUGGAUUUAUCCAGCGGGGUCAGACAGAAAUCAGAGGGCACAGGCCAGACUCCAGGCCCGUGGGAGUCUGUAUUGGACCUCAGUGUGCAUAAAAAGCCUUGUGAUACUGAAGGCAAGGAAUUCAGAGAGAACCAUUCGGCACAGCCAGCCUGUGGUGCUGCAAAGAAGAAGAAGCCAACCACCUGCAUGCUACAAAAGGUUCUUCUCAACGAGUACAAUGGUGUUAGCUUACCUACGGAGACCACACCUGAGGUGACCAGGAGCCCAAGUCCUUGUAAAUCCCCAGAUACACAGUCACAUCCUGAACUCGGUCCUGACUCGAGUUGCUCAGCGCCCACUGCUGAGUCCCCACCUGAGGUUGUUGGCCCCCCGUCACCCUCUCUGCAGACAGCCUCUCUGUCUUCGGGUCAGCUACCUCCUCUCUUGAUACCCACAGAGCCUUCUUCCCCUCCCCCCUGUCCUCCUGUGUUAACUGUUGCUACGCCACCGCCUCCCCUCCUCCCAACUGUCCCUCUCCCCACUCCCUCUUCUGAUGCCUCUUCUCAGCACUGCCCCUCUCCAUUCUCAAAUGCCACUGCACAGUCUCCCCUUCCAAUUCUGUCCCCAACAGUGUCCCCGUCACCCUCUCCCAUCCCUCCCGUGGAGCCGCUCAUGUCUGCUGCGUCCCCUGGUCCUCCAACACUGUCCUCCUCCUCCUCCUCUUCCUCCUUCUCUUCCUCUUCAUGCUCCUCCACAUCCCCCUCUCCACCCCCUCUCUCAGCAGUGUCAUCUGUGGUCUCCUCUGGGGACAACCUGGAAGUACCUCUCCCUGGAAUAACGUUCAAACAGGAGGAGUCAGAGAGCGAAGGUCUGAAACCCAAGGAAGAAGCCCCACCUGCAGGUGGUCAGAGUGUUGGUCAAGAAACAUUCAGCAAGAACUUUGUUUGCAAUGUCUGCGAGUCGCCUUUCCUCUCCAUUAAAGACCUAACCAAACAUCUGUCUGUUCAUGCUGAAGAGUGGCCCUUCAAAUGUGAGUUUUGUGUACAGCUUUUUAAGGAUAAGACUGACCUAUCAGAGCAUCGGUUUCUGCUUCACGGAGUCGGGAACAUCUUUGUGUGUUCUGUAUGUAAGAAAGAAUUUGCCUUCUUGUGCAAUUUGCAACAGCACCAGCGAGACCUCCACCCAGAUGAGGUGUGCACACACCAUGAGUUUGAAAGUGGGACCCUGAGGCCCCAGAACUUCACAGACCCCAGCAAGGCCCAUGUGGAGCAUAUGCAGAAUUUGCCAGAAGAGCCUUUGGAAACUUCUAGAGAGGAGGAGUUAAAUGAUUCUUCUGAAGAGCUUUAUACAACCAUCAAAAUAAUGGCUUCUGGAAUAAAGACGAAAGAUCCAGAUGUUCGACUUGGUCUCAAUCAGCACUACCCAAGCUUUAAACCACCUCCGUUUCAGUAUCACCAUAGAAACCCCAUGGGGAUUGGCGUAACGGCCACAAACUUCACUACCCACAAUAUUCCACAGACUUUCACAACCGCCAUUCGCUGCACAAAGUGUGGAAAGGGUGUUGAUAACAUGCCUGAGCUGCAUAAACAUAUCUUGGCCUGUGCAUCUGCAAGUGACAAGAAGAGGUACACCCCUAAGAAAAACCCAGUGCCCCUGAAACAAACUGUGCAACCCAAAAAUGGAGUGGUGGUUUUAGACAACUCUGGGAAAAAUGCCUUCAGGCGGAUGGGGCAGCCCAAGAGACUGAGCUUCAAUGUUGAACUUGGCAAAAUGUCUCCAAAUAAGCUCAAGCUAAGUGCACUAAAGAAAAAAAACCAGCUAGUACAGAAGGCGAUCCUUCAGAAGAACAGGUCUGCGAAGCAGAAGACAGACCCGAAGGACACUUCCGAGGUAUCCUCGCACAUUUGCCCUUACUGUGACAGGGAGUUCACAUACAUUGGCAGCCUCAACAAGCAUGCCGCCUUCAGCUGUCCUAAAAAGCCCCUGUCUCCUUCCAAAAGAAAAGUUUCCCAUUCAUCCAAGAAAGGUGGCCACGCAUCACCUGCCAGCAGUGACAGAAGCAACAGCAGCAACCCCCGGAGACGGACCGCCGACACAGAGAUUAAGAUGCAGAACACGCAGGCGCCCUUGGGCAAGACCAGAGCUCGGAGCUCAGGCCCGGCCCAAGCCUCAGUGCCCUCCUCAUCCUUCAGAUCCAGACAGAAUGUCAAGUUUGCGGCCUCAGUCAGAUCAAAAAAGGCAAGCUCUUCGUCCUUGAGGAACUCUAGUCCUAUAAGAAUGGCCAAAAUUACUCAUGUUGAGGGUAAGAAAUCCAAAGCUGUUGCCAAGAGUCAUUCUGCUCAGCUCUCAAGCAAAUCAUCCCGAAAUCUGCACGUGAGAGUGCAGAAGAGCAAGGCUGCUCUACAAAGCAAGACUGCGCUGGCCAGUAAGAAAAGAACAGACCGCUUCACGACAAAAUCUAGGGAGCGCAAUGGGGGCCCAAUUACCAGAAGCCUUCAGCUGGCUCCGGACCUGAGUGAAAGCAGGAGAGAGGACAGCAGUGCCAGGCAUGAGCUGAAGGACUUGAGGAACUUCCUGUAGAAAAGUCCUCCCCCCACCCCCACAAAACAAACCUUUAAUUGACUAAAAGACAUUGCAUGUUCAACUUAGGAUAAGCACUACGUCACAAGAUAUGAACUCUACCCAGCUUGCAAGACCAGUUGAAGCUGAAUCAAAAGCUGUACUGUACAGCCGCUUGCCAACAGGCUUCUUGCCCUGGUUAGACUAAGUAAGGCAUCUGUCUCUUGGGUGUGCUCAUAUAUGUGCUGGUCUCUCGGGGGAUUGAGGUCCAAAAAGAGGAGGCUCCUUCCUCAUCACUGGACUGGUAAUUUGGCUCUGAGUACGGCCGGCCCUUGAGUCUGGCAGAGAGCAGAUAAGGGAGUGAUUGAACUGAACCUUGCAAAGCAAGUACUCUUGUUUUUAUCAGUGGCCCUCACAGUUUCAGGGAUGACAGAUCGGUGCACUCUCCUUAAAAUGCUUGCUUACAUACCAGCCCUUGAUGCCUUUCUUUCACGUGUAUUACACAGAGAAGAGUUUGGCUGAUUGCUACCCCUUGCCUCAUAAAAAUCACAAACAUUGCCAGUGUAAUGCAGAGGAAACCAGAUUGGAUAUGGACUGCUUUUUAUGCCUUUGUUAGUGUCCAAGUGGAUGUUAGCCUCUCACUACCUGGCACUAAUUUAUAGCUGUCAUAUUAUGAGAUGCUACGUAGCAGUGUAUCAGAGAAUGGAAAGCACCCAGGCCUGUAUAGCUGUAUUAUGGAUCAGCACACCAGGCUUAUACUUCAGUCUCAGUAGAUUGAAAGCAACGGACUGGGCUCUUCCUUCAGCAGUAAGUGCAUCAGUACCACUCUCCAUGAGUCCUGAUGCUUUCCCCACGGUAAUGACCGAGUUGGUGGAAAAUAGCUACAUUUUAUUCAUACUGUGUUUUGUACUCAACCUUAAAAGUAAUCUACCUCUUCAAAUUUGUAGUUUAAUACUUGUUUGAUGAAUUUGUGCCACUUUAACCUUUCACUAUCAUUCCCAUUUUUGUUACAUUUCUGUUAAGGAGACUUUAUGUUGAAAUACUGUAUAAAGCAUUUGUUGCAGUUUAAAAAUAAAAUAUUUAAAAUUA